Osmerus eperlanus (European smelt) is the source of this 2200-nucleotide messenger RNA. Its product is annotated as E3 ubiquitin-protein ligase TRIM35-like. Gene Ontology annotation, molecular function: zinc ion binding; protein binding; ubiquitin protein ligase activity. Bases 398 to 1810 code for a protein of 470 amino acids. Gene Ontology annotation, cellular component: cytoplasm. NCBI's taxonomy places the organism in Eukaryota, Metazoa, Chordata, Actinopteri, Osmeriformes, Osmeridae. The record is from RefSeq and is a predicted model, not a curated record. The transcript is spliced from 6 exons. Gene Ontology annotation, biological process: protein ubiquitination.
UGAAACUUCAAUAAAAGAUGUAUUGUUGAAUUUCUUCUGAGGAGAAUGAGAUCACCUGUCAUUCACCCUGCCCUUCCUCCAGUACACACUGGUACAGUUUUCUUCCUGGUGUAUGAAGCCCCGCCCACUAGCUCACUCCCCUGUCAGAAUCCAGGAAGUAGAGUUCAGUGUUUCUCUGUUCUCAGGUUCUGAGUCACCGUUCUGCUCUGAGAGAAAACUGGAGUAAAUUACAACUCACACUGAGAAGAAAGAGAUACUGUCUUUAACUCAACCACAAGAGGAGUACUGUCAUCAACAGAGACUUUAACUCACUGCUGACUGAACCAGAGGAAGUUUAGAAGAGUAAAACUCUGAGGUGAAAGUAAAAUACAGACAGAGGGUGUGACUGGGUGACAAAAUGGCAUCCAGCUUGUCUCUCCCAGAGGAAGAUCUCACCUGUCCUGUGUGUCAUGACAUCUUUUCAAACCCUGUCCUCCUGCAAUGUGGCCACAGCUUCUGUAAAGCCUGUAUGCAGGAAUACUGGACACACAGAGAAUCACGGGAAUGUCCGGUCUGUAAGAAAAGAUCUUCCAGACCAGAGCCACCAUGUAACUUGGCUCUGAAGAACCUGUGUGAGUCCUUCUUACAGGAGAGACUUCAGAGAGCUUCAGCAGGGUCUGAGGUGCUCUGCAGUCUGCACAGUGAGAAACUCAAGCUCUACUGUCUGAAGGACAAACAGCCAGUGUGUGUUGUGUGUCAGGACUCUAAACUACACUUCAAGCACAAAAUCAGACCCAUAGAUGAAGCUGCACAGGAUCACAAGGAGAAACUCCAGCCUGCUCUGAAGUCCUUACAGGAGAAGCUGAAGGUCUUUACUAAAGUUAAACAAACCUGUGAUAAAACAGCACAACACAUUAAGAUCCAGACCCAGCACACAGAGAGGCAGAUUAAGGAGGAGUUUAAGAAGCUUCACCAGUUUCUAUAUGAGGAAGAGGAGGCCAGGAUAGCUGCACUGAGGGAGGAGGAGAAGCAGAAGAGUCAGGUGAUGAAGGAGAAGAUUGAGGGGCUGGACAGAGAGAUAUCAACACUUUCACACACAAUCAGAGCGAUAGAGGAGGAGCUGAGAGCUGAAGACAUCUCAUUCCUGCAGAACUACAAGGACACAGUGAAAAGAGCCCAGUCCACUCUGCCGGAUCCACAGCUGGUCUCAGGAGCGCUGAUAGACGUGGCCAAACACCUGGGCAACCUGGCCUUCAGAGUCUGGGACAAGAUGCAGGACAUUGUCACAUACACUCCUGUGACUCUGGACCCCAACACUGCCCACCCAACCCUCAUCCUGUCUGAGGAUCUGACCAGUGUGACACUCAGUCAGACGAGCCAGCAGCUUCCUGACAACCCAGAGAGGUUUGAUAGUGUUGAAUUUGUCCUGGGUUCUGAGGGCUUUAACUCAGGAACACACAGCUGGGAUGUUGAGGUGGGCAACAGUACAUGCUGGCUCCUGGGUGUGGUAGAAGAGUCUGUACAGAGGAAGGGAAUACCGGGUGGAUACUGGAAAAUCGUUUUCAUCGAGGGUAAAUACAUAGCAUUAUCCUCAUCAGGGCCAGGCACUGUUUUCACAGUGGGACAGAACCCCCAGAGGAUCAGAGUGCAGCUGGACUGGGACGGAGGAAAGCUGUCAUUCUCUGACCCUGAUAGAAACACACUCCUACACACACUCACACACACCUUCACUGAGAAAGUCUUUCCAAUCAUUGGUCAUCGCAGCCUGCUCCACUCUCUGAGGAUCUUACCAGUGAAGGCCUCUGUAACAGUAGAACAGCACAGUCGUUAGAGAUUGUACCACCUCUAUCUGCCACAGUAGAACAGCACAUCGGGUGUGUUUUUACAAACUUCCUGUCAUGAAGGAAACCUCUAACAUGAGCAUCUAGGUACAAAGAACAAAGAUCCAUAUGAGAGUGAAUUAGACUGGCUAGCAUGGUGUUCUUAAUGUAUCACAGUAUCUGAAGUCAGAAGUCAUGUAGUUCUGUGGUAAAAAUGAAAUUCCUGUGUAUACUGUACAUUUACACUCACCCAAUAACAUUGUAUUUGUUUCUACUGGUAUUUUCAAAAUCAAAUGCUUUGGCAGCUUAUUCUAUUAUUGUACUUGUGAACAUUUGAAAAUAAAUCUUGACUUUAUUCAGCUCCACUUUCUUUGUGUUCUAAUAACAUAUGAUGAACUAGA